Messenger RNA from Iphiclides podalirius (scarce swallowtail), 1212 nucleotides. NCBI's taxonomy places the organism in Eukaryota, Metazoa, Arthropoda, Insecta, Lepidoptera, Papilionidae. The record is from the annotation of a GenBank genome assembly.
AUGAACAGCCACUUGGCCGGUGCCGUCACUGGCCACUAUACUGACUCGCCACUCGCCGCUGUGCUUAACCAAUGCCCCAUAAUAAAAAAGAAGUGGUCUAACAAAUAUAAGAUCUUAAAGUUGUGUGAUUUGCGCGAGAAGAAUACUUUAUGUGUAAUAAUUGGCACAAUUUUCAAACAUCAACAGUUAAAGCCGAGUAUACUCAAAGAACUCUCUGAUCAAUUGGAAAUAAUACCUCAGCCCACUAGAACUCAUUUUGUUCAUGAAUCAGACAGUAUUGUUUUAGAGGAUGAGUUGCAAAGAAUUAAAUUAUCUAAUGACUGUAUUGAUGUUCAUAAAGUAGUCACAGGUGUGGUUGUUGCGAUUCUAGGUUCAGAAGAUGUUGAUGGGAUAUUUACAAUAAAAGAUGUGUGUUGGCCUGAGUGCAAUAUACAAAAACCUCUGCCAAAGUUAACUAGUGAUAAAUACUUAGUUCUUAUGUCAGGGCUUAAUAUGGCAUCAAAAUCAGCUGAUCAUUUAUUUGCCUUAAAUCUCUUUCUUGAAUGGUUGUCUGGAUUUUGUGGUACCUCGGAAUACCAACAAGAGAUUUCCAAGAUUGUAAGGGUUAUAAUUGCAGGUGGUGUUUUUGCAAAUCAUUCAAAUGAAAUUACUUUGAAUGAGUCAGAUGUCAUUGCUUCAGCUGAAUCAGUUGAUUCUUUUUCUGCUGCAGUUAGUGCAGUUGCACCUCUAGAUUUAAUGCCAGGUUGUAAAGAUCCUACUGGAAUAAUGUUACCCCAAAAACCCUUUCAUUACUGUCUUUUUCCAAAAGCUGUAGAAUAUAAGUCAUUCAAUAGAGUUUCCAAUCCCUAUGAAUGUGAUAUUGGUGGUUUUCUAUGUUUAGGAACAUCAGGUGAACCCAUCAAAAAUAUUAUGAAGUUCAGUAAGCUAGAUAAUAAUUUGGAAAUAUUGCGAAAAACUUUACAGUGGCGACAUAUUGCACCAACUUGCCCUGAUACUGUUCCUUGCACCCCAUGUAUAGACACCGAUCCCUUCACAAUUUACAAUUGUCCAGCUGUUUACUUUAGUGGAAACUGUAAAGAAUUUGCAACUGAUUUAUAUAAAGGUGAAGAUGGCCAAUAUGUAAGAAUAGUAUGUGUUCCUGACUUCUGCGACACAAAGUCUAUUGCAAUUGUGAAUUUGUCCAACUUAGAAUGUCAUAAUAUGGUAUUUGGA